AAAAAUUAUAAAUUUAAUUAACAUAUGUAAAGGUAAUAUAAAAUGUUGGUUGUUGAUCGUUAUGUAGAUAUUGUCAGUCUUUGAUGGUUAUUUGUGUGUACAUAUAUGAUUGAUGUUUUAGAUGCAGUUCAAUAGUCAAGUUCGGAGAAUUUGAUGCCUUGAAAUUGGUUACCAACAGAAGUAGAAAGUAUCCUGAAAUUGGAACCUAAAUUUGGGGUGGAGACAAAAAAUAAUAUGAAGUAUCUACCUACGGUUAUCAAGGACGUUGAGUAUGGUAUUGCAUCGGUAAAGGUAGAAAAUUGUGAAACCACUGAAGAAAAUAUUAAAAAUAAUUUAAGAUCCAGAGUAGUUAAUGUCAUUUCAAAUUUUUAUAAAAAGAAUAAAUUGAAUGAAAAACAUCAGAUAAUUAGAAAAAACUUAACGUAUACACGACGGUUCCUCAAGGAUAGACAAGAUUUGAUUGUUGCACGAUCAGAUAAAGGAAAAUGGAUAAAGACCCCACUAACAAGUUCGAGCGUAUAGGUAACAAUAUAGUCAAGAAGAUGAUGGGAUUAAAAUUAAUUGAUAAAUCACGUGCUGAAAGGUUGACGUCGAGGUACACGGUUGCUCCGCGGAUCUACGGUUUGAGGAAAACACAUAAGAAUACAUGUAAAUUGAGACCAGUAGUUAGCUGCAUAAACUCACCCAGUUACAAGUUUAAUGAAGACAUACAGUUUACUUUAGAAAUAGAACAAAACAAUCGCAUCUCUUUCCUUGAUAUUUUGAUAGAAAGAAGAGAAGGGUGUUUAAUUACUGACUGGUUUAUCAAACCGAUAAGUUCUGGUAGAAUGUUGAAUUUCGAAUCAAACCAUCCACGUGCACAAAAGAUAGGAAUGAUUACUGGGUUAUUGGAUAGAAUGAUUAAAUUAAGUAAUGAAGCACAUUGGGAAAAAAAUUAUAAAAUUAUUAGUAACUUGUUGUUAAAAAAUGGAUAUAAUAAGUCUUUCAUUAACGCGAUUGUAGGAAAAUUUAGACAGGAAUUGUGACAUCCAUGUGGAGUGACGUGUUUUUCGGCCGUAAAAAAAAAAAAAAAAAAAAAAAAAAAUUAAAAUUAAAAAACUAAUUGGAGGAUGUAAUUU
This is a messenger RNA of Melitaea cinxia (Glanville fritillary), 1118 nucleotides long. RefSeq lists its product as uncharacterized. Lineage: Eukaryota; Metazoa; Arthropoda; Insecta; Lepidoptera; Nymphalidae. The transcript is spliced from 5 exons. The coding region runs from base 486 to 1025 and encodes 179 amino acids. The record is from RefSeq and is a predicted model, not a curated record.